This is a messenger RNA of Exophiala viscosa, 474 nucleotides long. RefSeq names its product CoA binding domain-containing protein. Lineage: Eukaryota; Fungi; Ascomycota; Eurotiomycetes; Chaetothyriales; Herpotrichiellaceae. Bases 1 to 474 code for a protein of 157 amino acids. The record is from RefSeq and is a predicted model, not a curated record. The transcript has 2 exons.
AUGGAAGUCGCCGCCAAGCGCUUCUUCUCAUCUCCCCAUUUCGCCGUGGUGGGCGCCAGUCAAGAUGCCAGCAAGUUUGGCUACCGGAUACUAGCAUGGUACCACACCCAUGCACUGGCCGUUACACCCAUCAAUCCCGGUCGACCGUCCGUAUCAGUGCCAUCAAAGAUCUAUGAGGCAGUGCCAACCGUUUCGGCUCUUCCUGAUCCGAAGCAUACAGCUCUGUCAUUCUUGACGCCUCCUUCGGUGACGCGAAAAGUCCUAGAAGAGGCCAAAUCCGUGGGCAUCCCUGCGGUCUGGCUGCAACCAGGGAGCUUCGAGCCUCGAGACCUGGAAUACGCCAAGCAGAACUUCGAGUCAGCUGUUGGUGGGUACGAGUCUGGUACCGUAGGUGGAGAAGGUUGGUGCGUGCUAGUUGACGGUGAAGACUCACUACGAGCUGCUGGCAGGAAAAUUGUCAGGCAGAAGCUAUGA